CCAAUCAUUCUAUCAUGAAAAUGUGUUAAGCAGGGACGUGUUAAGCGAGUAAUUACUGUACUUUAUCAAAAAAGGUUGACACACACUGAAUUAGUGUCCAUGCUACAUGAAGCUGAUAGAGAAGGUGCUAAGUGCUCUUAAGUACCCAUUGUUUGGGUUUUUUGUCAUUAGGAUGAAGGGGUGUAAGCGACUAGUGAUGUGACUUGUUGCUCCUCCGCUUGCUGCCUCUAUCAGAGAGAGGCAGCAAAGGUGGGGAGCAGGAGCCGGUGCUGGGGAAAGCCAGGUUAAAAGAGCCCCGGCAGGGUUUUGCUACAGUUAAAAGGUGGAGGCGCCCUUAUAGACUAAUUGAAUAGUUGAUGGAAAUCCCAUCGACUAUCUGAUUAAUUAAUUAAUCUAAAUUUAACAUUCCUAUUAGGAUGUGGAAUGUAGCAAGCCAUCCAUCCAGUGUCUCUGUUCAUACCUCCGUUGAAGGAAACAAACUUAAUUUAUAAGUUGAAACCAAAAAUGAAGUUGAGUUCUUCGAGUGCUUGCUUAUGUCCAUUCCACUUAGGUGCGUGCGUGCGUGCCACGUGUACAAAUGCCAGAACUUUUUUACCCUUGGCAGUUCCCGUUGGGACAGCUUGUGAGCCCUCUAGAGUGGCACCAGUAGGGCCACACAUAUAUGGCCCUGCUGGCACCAUUUCCCCCUCAGUUCCUUCUUACUGCCUGUGAUGGUCGACCGGAACACUUGUCUUGCCUUUCAAGACUUCCCUUAGUACUUCAGUUAGCUUAUCUAGUUUAAAUAGUUGGUAAUCCUCAGUUAUGAUUAGUUCUUUGUCGUAGAUAGUUAGGAGUCAUAUUUCUCCUCCACCCCCAGGCAUGCAGCGGCCUCAAGACUUCAAACCGUACCAGCGUUAUUCCAAGCCUAUGCCCCAUGGGGACCCCCAUAAAGAGUAUUUAAAGUGCUUGGGUGAGGGGCACCUUAUGGACUCCUGUAAAAUUUGCAAGUCAUUCAAGCCAUAAACGAAGAGAGAAUGCAGCUCUAGACUUAAACUUCUCUUGAUGGUGUUGGCACUACAACCCCAGGCCCUGGAGCCGCCGUCAAUACAGAGCACACCACGGUUGGUGUGGGAAGCCAGGCACCCGGAUAGACAUUCCACAGCCCGGGAGCACUAGUCGGCACCGCAGCACCGAUCCCAGUUCCUGGUGCCACACGCACAUAAGGGAGCACGUAGAGGCAGAUUGCCCUCCAGAAGGGGAAGAGAGGAGUGACAGAAGGAAGGGCACCCCAACCCAGGAGGGGCUGUCAGAGAGAGAGCAGUCCCAAAACCCCGGACCUGUCUGGAGAAAGUCCGGCAGCUGCUGAUGCCAGAGACAUUCUUGGCAGUACAGGAACUCAUUUAGUUCACGGCAUUGCCAGGAUCGGCACCACAUGGUGCACAGGUCCAAUUGAGCCGAGAGAGACAGGGCACCCUGAUGGCCCCGGUGCCUCCUCGAGCACCAUCUACCCCGGCACUCACUGGGAGAAAUAACUGACCCGGCACCGACCAUGUGGUUGGCACCGACUCUGGUGGUACAGGACCCUGUGCGUGUCAGACCACAUGUGGUCCCGGCACCAUGUCUGCCAGCACCGGAGAGUGAAACCAUGCCCCCACUGGCACCACGUAGGUACUGAAGCAAACCAUCUGCCAUGGCCCAGCACACGCAGCAGAGGGGCCAAGAGUCGCCAAUGGCACCACCAUGGUCAGCAUUUGAUUACUCAUCUGAAUUGGAAGUGGAAUCUCUAUCUUCCAGAGCCCCCUCAAGACACUCUGGCAGGUCGCAUAGGUCGAGAUCUCGGUACCAAUCCAGAUCUUGGCACCAAUCGAGCUCCUGGCACCAGUCAAGAGCACAUAGCUCAUUGGUGGUGCAGUCUUGGCAACCACCUCCUCAGUGGCCCUUCUGUACCUCAUGAGCGUAUGACCAGGCCCAGGGCCAGAACUCGAUGAGGUCGAGGUCAGUCGUUGCAUCAUCAUGCUCGGAUCGCAGAACGGCCCUCUCUGCUACUCCACUCAUCAGGGACCCAGGGUCAGAGAGCCAGGCCCCCCUCCCCCGGGUCGAUUGGAACUUCGAUUCACCACCAACAACCAAUCGCACAAGACCAGACCAUAACACAGCCCUCCCAAACUGCAGGAGACAUGCCUCCGCAAGGACAGCCAAUGCUGAGGGACCUGAUGAAGCCCUAGCAGAUCCGUCCCCAGCCAUGCCAUCUGUGGACAUGCAGGCACACCAGGAUAUCCUUAAAAGGCUGGCCCAGAAUCUAGGGGUACAGGCCAAGGAAGUUAGAGGAGGCGGAUCCAGUGGUGGACAUCAUCACUGCAGAUGGCGCCACCAAAACUGCCCUCCUCUUGAAUAAAAGAGGCAAAAAUCACCAAAACCCUCUGGCAGACCCCAGCAUCCAUAUCACCUACCCAGAAGGGGGUUGAGACACAGAACUAUGUCCCUCAAGCUGAUCAUGAGCACCUGUUUACUCACCCACCCCCGGGCUUGGCAGAAAAGCAUGCACAACGGCUUGGAUAUCAAGCUGAGGAUAGCCAACCAGCAGGUUAUGCUCUUCAGAUAUGCCUACAACUCCUGAGUGGCCGUCAACAAGUUCAAAGCCCGACUACUGCAGGACUCCCAGCAGGAGUUCGCAGCUUUCAUGGAGGAAGGAAGAGUCGUCUCCAGGUCAGCCCUUCAAACCACUCUAGACGCAGUGGACUCUGCAGCAUGAGCUAUGGCCACGGGCAUAGACAUGCGCUGAAGCUCUUGGCUCCAGGUUUUGGGUAUUCUCUCGGAAGUGCAGAUGACACUCCAACCCUUUGAAGGGUUGGGCCUCUUCUUGUAGCAGGCAGAAAGUAGGCUACAUAGCCUAAAAUAUUCUAGGGCAACAUUGAAAUCUUUAGGGAUUCAUACCCUGGCCCUACAGCGUCGCCCACUGAACCCACAGGGACAGAGGGGAUACAAUCGGGGGCCAGAUUCGACAGUAGGCGUAGGAAUCAGGGUAAUAACACUAGGAAUCCCAGGAGGCGCUCCCGCUUGGGCUUGGACCAGAAUCAGGGACACCCAAAUAAGCCCCAGGGCCCGAGGUCGGGAAUUUGAAUGUACACCUGAGGACAGCACGCCUGUGCCAGCACCAGCCCCAGUACUAGAUCGCCCCUUCUUGGACAGGCUAUCCCCUUUCCACCAUGCCUGGAGAGCCAUCACUUUGGACUGCUGGGUCCUAGUUGUUGUGGCAAGGGGAUAUUCUAUCCCAUUCCUGUCUCUCCUUUCCUCCCAUCCCUUUUCAGGAACCCCUCUCACGAGCACCUCCUUCGUCAGGAGGUCUCUUCGUGCCUGUCUAUGGGGGCUGUGAAAAAGGUCCCAUCUGGCCUCAGGGGAAAGGGGUUUUAUUCCCACUACUUCCUUAUCCUGAAGUCCAAAGGGUAUGUGCGCCCCAUCCUGGUCCUGAGAGGGCUAAACACUUAUAAAAGAAAAUCAAGGUUCAGAAUGGUAACAUUGGUCUCCAUUAUCCCAUCACUCGAUCUAGGGGACUGGUAUGCUGCCCUUGACCUAAAGGACGCAUACUUCCACAUUUCCAUCACUCCUCAUCACAGAAGUUUCCUGCAAUUUGUUGUGAGAAGAGACCAUUAUCAGUUUGCAGUGCUACUGUUUGAACUAUCCACCACACCCAGGGUGUUCACCAAGUGCAUGGUGGUGGUAGCAGCCUUUCUGAGGAAGAGGGGGCUUCACAUUUACCCUUACCUUGACAAUUGGCUCAUUAGAGGCCAUUCCUGGGAACAGGUACAACAGUUUAUAGUGCUAGCCAGACAGAACUUUGUGCAGUUAGGCCUCUUGCUGAAUGAGUCAAAGUUGACCCUCAUACCUACCCAGGUCAUAGAAUUAAUAGGUGCAAGACUAGAUGCCACAACAAGGAGAGCAUACCUCCCAGGCCUCAGGUUCGAUUCCCUAAAGGAAAUUAUUCAACACCUUUGGGCUGCCCCUAUGACCACAGUGAGGCAGUGCCUGAGACCGCUGGGCCACAUGGCAGCAUGCACGUACGUGGUGCAAUACACCAGGUUAUGCCUCCAACCUGUGCAAUCCUGGUUGGCGAAGGUCUACAGGCCAGCUUGUGACGAUAUAGACAUGGUGGUCACCAUCUCCCCUCUCUCCCCCCCCUCCCAAAGUCCUAUCAACACUGGACCGGUGGACAAGGGAGAGAGAUGUGUGCAAUAGAGCCCCGUUCACCCAGCCCCUCCCCAUGCUACAGUUGGGGAUGGAUGCCUCUGAUGCCAGCUGGGGAUCCCACCUGGAGAAACUGGACACAUGGUAUGUGGUCUGAGGCAGAGAGAGCUGCAUAUCCAUGUCAGGGAGCUGAAGGCGGUUUGGCUUGCUUACCAAACGUUCCUCCCCCUUUUGAGGGGCAACUGUGUUUCCGUACAGGCGGACAACACAGCAGCAAUGUACUAUAUCAGCAGACAGGGUGGUGCUCGCUCCUCUUCCCUCUGGCAGGAGGCGAUAGCCCCUCUGGGAGCUAUACAUUGCUCACAGGAUACACCUGCAGGCAACCUAUCUUCCUGGGGCCUGCAAUACCCUGGUGGAUUGGCUCAGCAGAGCGUUCUCUGCUCAUGAGUGAUCUCUCAAGGGGGAGGUGAUCAGCACCCUUUUUUGCAGGUGGGGAACUCCCCUCAUAGAUGUCUUCACUUUGAGAUGCAACAGGAAGUGCCCCAGGUUUUGCUUGUACUGCAGGCGGGAACUGGGGUCAGUUGUGGAUGCCUUAACAAUUGGAUAGCCGAAGGAUCUCCUCUAUGCUUUUCCCCCCUUCCCAUUGAUUCAUGAGGUACUCUUAAGGGUCAGAAGAUACAGAGCAACACUGAUCCUCAUUGCCCCAGCAUGGCCAAGGCAACACUGAUUCACCACCCUGCGGGACCUCUUGGUGAAAGACCCUAUUCCCCUCCCCCCAGUCCCGGACUUGCUGGCACAGGACAUCGGUCAGGGUCUCCUGUGUCAUCCAAACCUGCAGUCCCUCCACCUCACGGCCUGGCUACGAGGAGGGGAGCUCCUUUGCUCGAAUCCGGUGAAGAGAGAAGAUGGAGAGAAGGAAACCUUCCACUAGGGCGACCUAUUGGGCCAAAUGGAGGUUUUCAGAUUGGGUCACUAAGGAAGGAAGGGACCCAGUAUCAGCUCAUCCAGAUGAUUCUGGACUAUCUCCUUAACCUUAGACAACAGGGGUUAUCUUCCUCAUUGGUCAGAGUUCACCUGGCAGCCAUUGCAGCCUUUCACCAAGGGGAGGGUGGGCGUUUGGUAUUUGCCCACUCUAUGAUCAAGAGAUUCCUGAAGAGGCUGGACAGACUUUACCCCCAGGUUAAGCAACCCAUCCCCCAAUGGGACUUGAACCUGGUGCUUUGGGGCCUCAUAGGAGCCCCAUUUGAGCCAUUAGCUACUUGUUCUCUCUCUCAUCUAUCCUGGAAGGUCGCAUUCCCGGUGGCCAUCAUCUUGGCUAGAAGUGUUUCGGAGCUAUGUGCCCUCUUUUUGGAGCCGCCGAAUAUGGUGUUUUCAAAGGACAACGUGACCCUACAUCCACACCCAGCCUUUCUGCCCAAGGUGGUGUCCCUGUUCCACAUAUCCCAGGAAAUUUUCCUGCCAGUGUUUUAUCCCAAACCACAUGCGGAUAGGAAAGAACAAGCAUUAUAUACACUAGAUGUUAGGAGGCCACUCGCCUUUUAUUUGGAAAGGAUGAGACAAUUCUGCAAAUCUACUCAGCUCUUUGGGUCUAUAGCAGAGAGGAUGAAAGGUUGCCCUGUGUCAGCUCAAUGUCUAUUCUCUUGGAUUACUGCCUGCAUCAGGGCAUGCUACGACCUGAAGGGGAAACCAGUGCCUCCUCUCAUGGCCCAUUCCACCAGGGCAUUGGCAUCUUCCAUGACAUUCUAGGCACAAGUGCCGAUUCUAGACAUUUGCAGGGCAGCCAUGUGGUCAUCAGUCCACACGUUCACUACCCACCAUGCAAUCAGGCAACAGGCUAGGCAGGAUUGCAGCUGUGGGCGCAGCAAUGCUGCAGUCUGUUUCUCUUUAGGCUUUCAACCCUGCCUCCGUGGAGUGGCUUGGGAAUCACCUAAGUGAAAUGGACAUAAGCAAGCACUCGAAGAAGAAAAGAUGGUUACUUACUUCUUAACUGUUGUUCUUUGAGAUGUUGAGGAUAUAGGGAAGAUUCCAAAAUGUGAGCCAUUCUUUUUAGGUGACAAAUUUGUCCCAGAUUGAGGUGUCCUUAGAGGAGGUUUUGGAACAAAUUGAUAACAGUAACAAGUCACUGGGAAAGAACUCAAAUGCGAAAUUGUGGAACUGUGAACUGUGGUUUGUAAACUAUCCUUUAAGUCAGCUUCUGUACCUAAUGCAUGGCAGAUAGCUAAUGUGACGCCAAUAUUUAAAAAGAGCUCUAGAGGCGAUCC
Molecule: messenger RNA, 6422 nt
Organism: Pelodiscus sinensis (Chinese soft-shelled turtle)
Lineage: Eukaryota; Metazoa; Chordata; Testudines; Trionychidae
Source: RefSeq, a predicted model, not a curated record